Balaenoptera ricei (Rice's whale) is the source of this 5431-nucleotide messenger RNA. It is a transcript of the gene PIK3R3, whose product is annotated as phosphoinositide-3-kinase regulatory subunit 3. Bases 679 to 2064 code for a protein of 461 amino acids. The record is from RefSeq and is a predicted model, not a curated record. Lineage: Eukaryota; Metazoa; Chordata; Mammalia; Artiodactyla; Balaenopteridae. Gene Ontology annotation, molecular function: 1-phosphatidylinositol-3-kinase regulator activity. Gene Ontology annotation, cellular component: phosphatidylinositol 3-kinase complex. The transcript has 10 exons. Gene Ontology annotation, biological process: phosphatidylinositol phosphate biosynthetic process; insulin receptor signaling pathway.
GGGGAGCCGGCGCUAGCGAGCUUGCUUGCAGCCGGGCGGGAGCGCACGGCCAAGCAGAGCUAACUGGACUCUCGGACGGGCCCCCAUCCCCAGGCUGCAGCAGCUUCGGUUCCGAGCCCGACCGGAACGGAGCCCGAGUCCUGGCCCCUGAGGGGAUUUCUCCCCGCAGACCAGUGGGACCCUGAAACUUGAACGCAAUACCCAACCUCCUUUUUAUGCCUUCCUUUGUCACUUACCCACCUUUCUCCCAGCGCGUUCUUUCCCCCGCCCCCCCUCUAUUCUCCCUCUCUUGAAGGACACAAAAGUGGCUUCCGCGGAAAAAUUUGAAGGCGGUGGGAGCUUUUCUCUUUGGAGAACGACUGUGUAGGAGGGAUUUUUGGGGAAGCCGCUUUUUAACACUUCUGCCCUCCGCCCCCCAAGCCUUUCUGUACCCCUUCGAGGAGAAAAGCCCGUAGAUUGAACGUUCGGGGGGCAUUUUGCUGGCUGCCAGAGCAGGAGAGGGGAGGAGGACCCCGUCCUUGUCCUGGUAGUUGGCUGGACUUGUACCGGCCGUUGGAAACCCCGAAGUACAUUUCCGAGUGGGACUUUUACAGAUAUAUAUUUUUAGAUUUUUAAAUAGCAGAUAAAAAAUAUAUAUGCUUUCUAUAUAUUUCCUGACGACCUGCCCCUGACAGCGCGAUGUACAAUACGGUGUGGAGUAUGGACCGCGAUGACGCAGACUGGAGGGAGGUGAUGAUGCCCUAUUCGACAGAACUGAUAUUUUAUAUUGAAAUGGAUCCUCCAGCUCUUCCACCAAAGCCACCGAAGCCAAUGACUUCAGCCAUUACAAAUGGAAUGAAGGACGGUUCUGUUUCUCUUCAGGAUGCAGAAUGGUACUGGGGAGAUAUUUCAAGGGAGGAGGUAAAUGACAAAUUACGGGACAUGCCAGAUGGUACCUUCUUGGUCAGAGAUGCCUCAACAAAAAUGCAGGGAGAUUACACUUUGACUUUGCGGAAGGGAGGCAAUAAUAAGCUAAUAAAGAUCUAUCAUCGAGAUGGUAAAUAUGGCUUUUCUGAUCCUCUGACAUUUAAUUCUGUGGUGGAGCUCAUUAGCCACUAUCAUCAUGAAUCUCUUGCUCAGUACAAUCCCAAACUUGAUGUGAAGCUGAUGUACCCAGUGUCCAGAUACCAACAGGAUCAGUUGGUAAAAGAAGAUAACAUUGAUGCAGUAGGUAAAAAACUGCAAGAGUAUCACUCUCAGUAUCAGGAAAAGAGUAAAGAGUAUGACAGGCUAUAUGAAGAAUAUACCAGAACAUCCCAGGAAAUACAGAUGAAGAGGACUGCAAUUGAAGCUUUUAAUGAAACAAUUAAAAUAUUUGAAGAGCAGUGUCAUACACAAGAGCAACAUAGCAAAGAAUAUAUUGAGCGAUUUCGGAAAGAAGGGAAUGAAAAGGAAAUUGAACGAAUUAUGAUGAACUAUGACAAAUUGAAAUCACGUCUGGGUGAGAUUCAUGAUAGCAAAAUGCGUCUAGAGCAGGAUUUGAAGAAACAAGCUUUGGACAACCGGGAAAUAGAUAAAAAAAUGAACAGUAUCAAACCUGACCUGAUCCAGCUGCGCAAGAUCCGAGAUCAGCACCUUGUGUGGCUCAAUCACAAAGGAGUAAGACAGAAGCGCCUAAAUGCCUGGCUGGGAAUCAAGAAUGAGGAUGCUGCUGAGACCUAUUUUAUCAAUGAGGAAGAUGAAAACCUGCCCCAUUAUGAUGAGAAAACCUGGUUUGUUGAGGAUAUCAAUCGAGUACAAGCAGAGGACUUGCUUUAUGGGAAACCUGAUGGUGCAUUCUUAAUUCGUGAGAGUAGCAAGAAAGGAUGUUAUGCUUGCUCUGUGGUUGCUGAUGGGGAAGUGAAGCACUGCGUGAUCUACAGCACUGCUCGGGGCUAUGGCUUUGCAGAGCCCUACAACCUGUACAGCUCACUGAAGGAGCUGGUGCUCCAUUACCAGCAGACAUCCCUCGUCCAGCACAAUGACUCCCUCAACGUCAGGCUUGCCUACCCUGUCCACGCACAGAUGCCCUCGCUCUGCAGAUAAAGAGGGAGUGGGAAGAGCGGUGGCUCUCUAGCAUUUUUUCUACAGUUUUUAUUAGACUAUGAGGGCAUUCUUUCUACGUAGACUGCUUGUUUUGCACAAGAAGUGAUUCUGUGAAUGUGAAGUGGAGAGGCCGAGCAGCAGCCGGCCAGAAUGGGGGCAUAUGGGGCCUGGGGUUCUCUGGGACUCACUGCUGCACUGACAUAGGAAGCUGGGAGCAGAUGCUGUUUUUUGGAAAGUCUGUUUCCUUGGGGUUUUUGUUUUAUUUAGCCAGGCACCCUCAACAGAACACAUUAGGCCUGAUGGGGGUGAGAGUUAUAUCUGGAAGCCUCUGGGGAGUCCAUGUCCUCUUCUGAGAGGCCAUGUCGCCCUGAGAGUGUGGUGGGGCAUGGCCCUUCUCUCUUCCUCCCAACAAGGCGGUGGUUUUGGUUCAGUGGUAGAAUGGCAUUUGGUGAAAAAGACAACCAAAGGAAAAUGGGGAGGCUUGGGAUUUCAUUUAAAGAAUCUUAAUCCAUGGGUAAAAACUUUCAACCGAAGGUACUUAACCAACAUCGUUUAGGCGUCAGCAUCUCAGUAGCUCCUCCCUUUAAAGAAGCAUUAUGUUUAGAAACCAAAUUGAUCCCAGCAAAACGAUUGUUGCCAGACUAAGGUCUGAUGGAAGAAGGCGGCACUAGUAUCUGAAUGCACACUUCUGUACCAAAACUUGAAAGUAAAACUAGAGAAUUUGUUAGUUUUAGCAAACACUAAAAUUGGUCAGUGUAACUCCUUUUGCCCUGCCCUUGUUUCUCUGAGAUGAGGAAUAGUGUUCUUUUUGUGGGCUGGUGAGCUUUGAAUCAUAAAAUGAAGUUGGUACUUGUGUGGUGUUUCCUUAGCCUAAAGAAUGAUCUGUUGUUUGAAACCUUUGUAACUUGUGUGUAUGAGUAAAGAAAAGGUGCAAUCCAGUGCUUUUAGAUGGCUUGAUAUACCAAAUAAUGAUGUAGAACAACAUUCUUAUAUGUGCUUCCCCAAGUUUAAAUGCCCAGCAGAAAUAGUCAGCAUGGUUUAAUUUCCCGUCAUCUCCUGUCGUUUGCUGGGUGGGGCCCAGGGGAGCCAUAGGUGGCUAAGGCUGUAGCUGGAAGGGAGCCAGAUUGCGGUCAGGGACUUCAGUAAAUCACAGGCCCAAGGGCUCUGGUUUCCAGGGCGAGGGUCAUACCACAUUACCCAUGUGCUUCCAUACAGUGGUUUCUGAAACUUUUGCAAGGAGAGGAAGGGAUGGCUUGGAGUUUAGACUGUUAGCCGAAGCCAUCUGGAAGCUUUUUUCUUUGCCUUUUUUGUGAUCCUGCCGUUAAGAUGAUGUGCACAGACUGUCCUCAUGCUCCAGUGGCCCUGAUUUUAGGCCAGGAAUCCUCUGCUUCAUGUGGUUUAAGCCUUCCAGCUGAGUGAAGCUGGGCAAAUGGAGCUGGAGGCAGCCUCUACUCCUACCUCCAUUAUGCUCCACCCUCCUCAGUCAACACUCGUUUGACAAAUAGAGUCCAGCUGCCUCUGAGCCAAUCUCUUGGUGAAUAAAUAAGGUUUACACCUAGGGAAACUCCAGUUUUGGGGAUGAAAGAAACAAAUUUUGCUUCCCCUGAGCACUUAUCUUGGUGACAGGAUCUAGAAUGGACCAUGACAUAGAAAUAGACAUAGAUUAACAAUUUGGGGGAGAACCUCCAGAGUUACUAACAGUGAAGAUAGAAAGAAAAGGGGCAUAUCUUUGGCUUUUCCUUGGUUACGUUGCAGUCUCAGGAUUGGGUGAGGCAGACAAAUGAAACCCCCUCCAGUGUCACUGUUCUGACCUAAGCCCUUAACUAGUUGAUAGCCCGCUGGAAUCCCUUCCCCAUAUUGCCAGAUUGUUGAACCUGCUUAAGCAGCUAGAUGCUCAAGAUUGGGUGCAAGGAAUCCCUUCUUUCUGGUACUAAAAUUUAGUGUGUCCUGGAUAUCUCUUAAAAUAACCGAAAAGGAGAAUGAGGAUGAACCAUGUGUUGCUCCUUAUCAGGCAGCAUUAAGGGUGUGCAGGGAGAGCGCAAGCACCAUCUACCAUUUACACUUGGGCUGGCUAGUGGAGAAGGGCUACUCAUUUUUAAGUCAUACAUUCCUUCACUUUUUCUUCCCUGUUUUUCAUUACUGAAUUUGUCGCUUUGUGGGAACUAAGACCUAGGGAUCAUUUGAGAAGUUGGAAAGUAUCUUUUCUGAGUAGUUGCCAUGUGAUUUGCUUGAUCUUGACCAGUGGAAAUGGCAUAGGGACCAGUCUGCUAACCACUUGGAGGGGUAGUAUGCAGCUCUUUUACUCCAUGGUCUUGGCAGCAGGUCUUGGCCUCCUUCAUCAGAACCUAGCUCUGUGUGUUAUCCCAUGAUCUGGGCCCUGGGAUUCUCUCUUGGCAUCUUAACUGCAGCCUCAGUGAGGCAGAGGGUAAAGAGACAGACCAAGACCAGAGGGGCUCAUUGUUUUCCAGGCUAGAGAAGCUGGCCACCAACACGGAAGCAGCUUGGGGCUGGCUGGACACCGGUCAGAGGCCUAUCUUUUCCAGGUUGAGCUUUCAUCACAGAACAAUGCUCUGUCUCCAUCUGGCCAUAGAUGCUAACUAAGCCUUGGCCAUGCCUCAGGCCUGUAUAGGCUAGUGGUGUCCUUACCACUGAUUUGGUCAAGUUUGAGGACUUCUGAUUACCGCCCCUACUCUGUCUCCAAGCCUCGAUGGAAUCCCCGCUUAUUUUGGACCCUCAAGUGCUUUGCAGAAGCUCUGAGAGCCAAUGUGGUGUCUUCCACCGGUCUCCUCUUGCAGCAAGGAACCAGCCUCAUGGGUCCUCUUGGGCCAAGAAUUGCAUGUGGGCAAUUACUGGUUAUUCAAGGUGGUCUCUUGCCAGUUAAGACUCCUUAGUAGAUCUGUGUGAGGCUUCAGUGGCCUCAAAGCAGAGGGUCCAGAUGGGGGCCUGGCUGGGCCCUCUGCUGUCAACUGCUCAGCCUUGCUCUAGCUCCAGCCACUUGUGACAGACAACCUUGUUUCCUUACAAAUUCCAGCAUGUGACUUUGGUGCCCUGUUGUUACUCGUGAAAAACCUAUUCUUCUGUUGUCUUUGGUGUAGUCAAAAAAAUUCAUGUAGUUACGUAAAAAUAUCGGAUUUACAAGGAAGCCAACUGUAUGUCUUGUGUUGGGACAAUUCAUAAUGUAGUUCCUAGACCACUUUUGCAAAUUGUUCUUGUCACCAGGUGUGUUCAGACAUUGCUGUGCAGUUGUGGGGGAGGGUGGGGGGAAGGUGAGGGGAGAUACUUUUUGGUCUUUUUGUUUUUUACCUUCCCCAAGUGGGGACAGUCUGGCCAACUUGCUCCAGUAAUGCAAUAAAGACAUUACAAUAAA